AAACUCUUUGACCCUUGACCUCUGACUCAGGAACGAACAGACACUUGACAUUAGUAAUAUAGAUGAUGUUUCAGAUAUAGAUUUAUUAAAGUAGGUUUCAAUCUUAUCGCAAUCUUCGCAAAACCAUUUUGACCAUAUUUGCAAUUCUAUCAACAAAGAUCUGUUUAUGCAUAAUUUUUUUUUUGUAAAUUUAAAUAGAAUUGGUAGUGAUGAAGAAGAUAAUGAUUCUGAUCAAGAAGAAAAUAAAGAUAGUGAAUUAGAAACAGCUGUAUCACGUCAAGAAAUAAAUUUAAAUCAAAAUGAAAUACCAUCAUCAACUGAACUUAAUUCAAAUGGACAUGAAUAUAUUGUGGUUCAUCAUUCAAUACAUGAUCAAAAUCCUAUUAUUGAUAAUACUGUACAAAACGAUGAAGAAAAAAUAAAUGAAAAUCAAAACGUUGUUGAGUCAUAA
Rotaria sordida is the source of this 451-nucleotide messenger RNA. NCBI's taxonomy places the organism in Eukaryota, Metazoa, Rotifera, Eurotatoria, Philodinida, Philodinidae. The record is from the annotation of a GenBank genome assembly.